Messenger RNA from Monodelphis domestica (gray short-tailed opossum), 7545 nucleotides. RefSeq names its product dipeptidyl peptidase like 10 (gene DPP10). Lineage: Eukaryota; Metazoa; Chordata; Mammalia; Didelphimorphia; Didelphidae. Gene Ontology annotation, cellular component: plasma membrane; voltage-gated potassium channel complex. The record is from RefSeq and is a predicted model, not a curated record. Gene Ontology annotation, biological process: regulation of potassium ion transmembrane transport; proteolysis. Gene Ontology annotation, molecular function: potassium channel regulator activity; serine-type peptidase activity.
GAGCAUGCUCAGUGUGGUUGCUGGAGUCACUGAGGAGUUUCCACGCGUGCAUUCCGCUUCUCCGGGUUUUAUCAGCAGCCUGUUUUGAAGGGGUUCAAAGGGGGGUGUGUAUAUGUGUGUGUGUGCUGGGGGCAGGAGGUGGCAACCCGGAGCCAGGGCAGAAUUAGCUUUGCAAGUAGCUAGAUUCUUCUCUGCUCAGGACUGUGCUGUUGGCUGUUGCUCCGAGAUGCUCAAGCAGAGCGCUGGGUUUUUUCACCUGCCGCGCUGAGGCAGGGGUGGGGGAUUGGGGAGAGUGGCGGCUGCUGCUGAAGGCAGCUGGGGUGUGUGAGAUGGGGGGAGCGCAUACUGCAGUAUAAUGCGAGCCCAUCUCCUCUGGAGGAGCAAGCUGCUACUGGAACCCCAGCGCCCUAUUCAGGUGCUCUGCAUCUGUCUCCGACCCCCCCAGUAACUUGACACUUCGCUUCUUCGCUUCUCUGGUGCUUCUUUUGGUAUUGGGGUGGUGGGGGGAGGGGGGAGUUUUUUGGGGGAGGAUUGCGGUAGCUUAAGGAGAGAUUCCGAAAAGGAGUCUGCCUGGUAUUUCUCUUCUUCUCCCCCACAUCUCCACUCUCCCCCCAUCACUGGGUACCCGCCGCCCCCCCACCCCCCACCCCCCUCGCCACUACCACUGCUGCUACUGCUUUGCUCUUCGCCAAUUCGGAGAGAGACGGAAGCCUGUGUCAUGCAAUUGGUGCCAAGUGAAGGUGCCCGAGUCUGAAGUGCCCGUGAGGAAGUGAAAGCCAAAUCAAACCCCACAAUGACAGCCAUGAAGCAGGAGCAGCAGCAGUCCAAUCCGGGGGCCAGGGGAAGCCAGGCGCAGCAGCAAGAUCAGGAGCUGGGGAGUAACAGCCCUCCACAAAGAAACUGGAAGGGAAUUGCUAUUGCUUUGCUGGUGAUUCUUGUUGUGUGCUCUCUCAUCACCAUGUCAGUCAUUCUCUUAACUCCAGAUGAAGUUACAAAUUCAUCAGAAACCAGAUUGUCUUUAGAAGAUCUCUUCAGGAAGGAGUUUGUGGUUCAUAAUCCAGAGGCCAGAUGGAUCAAUGAUUCAGAUGUGGUGUAUAAAAACGGAAAUGGACAUGUCAUUAAACUGAAUGUAGAAACAAAUCUCACCACAUUAUUAUUGGAAAACACAACUUUUGUAACCUUCAAAGCAUCAAGACAUUCUGUUUCACCAGACUUAAGAUUUGUACUUCUGGCUUAUGAUGUGAAACAGGUUUAUCACUAUUCAUACACAGCCUCAUAUGUGAUCUACAACAUACAUACGAGGGAAGUUUGGGAGUUAAACCCUCCAGAGGUUGAGGAUUCCAUUCUGCAGUAUGCAGCCUGGGGUGUACAAGGGCAGCAACUGAUUUACAUUUUUGAAAAUAACAUCUACUAUCAACCUGAUGUAAAGAGUAGUUCAUUGAGACUUACAUCUUCUGGAAAAGAAGGAAUUAUUUUUAAUGGAAUUGCUGACUGGUUAUAUGAAGAGGAACUUCUACAUUCCCACAUUGCUCACUGGUGGUCCCCGGAUGGAGAAAGACUUGCAUUCCUGAUGAUAAAUGACUCUUUUGUGCCCAAUAUGGUUAUUCCUCGAUUUACUGGAGGGCUAUAUCCGAAAGCAAAACAAUAUCCAUAUCCUAAGGCUGGUCAAGUGAACCCAACAGUUAAAUUAUAUGUUGUGAACCUAUAUGGACCCACUCAUACUUUGGAACUUAUGCCACCUGACAGUUUUAAAUCAAGAGAAUAUUAUAUCACCAUGGUGAAGUGGGUGAGCAAUACCAAGACUGUAGUAAGAUGGCUAAAUAGACCUCAGAACAUCUCCAUUCUGACUGUCUGUGAAACAACUACAGGAGCUUGUAGCAAAAAAUACGAGAUGACAUCAGAUGUGUGGCUUUCUAAACAGAAUGAGGAGCCUGUGUUUUCCAAAGAUGGCAGCAAGUUCUUCAUGACAGUCCCUGUUAAACAGGGAGGUCGAGGAGAAUUUCAUCACAUUGCCAUGUUCAUUGUUCAGCCUAAAAGUGAGCAAAUCAGUGUGCGGCAUCUGACAUCAGGAAACUGGGAAGUCAUAAAAAUCUUGGCAUAUGAUGAAAGUACUCAAAAGAUUUAUUUCUUGAGCACAGAGACUUCUCCAAGAGGAAGGCAACUGCAUAGCGCAUCUACUGAUGGAUUAUUGAAUCGUCAAUGUCUUUCAUGCAGUUUUAUGAAAGAUCAGUGCACAUAUUUUGGUGCAAAGUUUAGUCCUACAAAUCAACAUUUUUUAUUACACUGUAAAGGGCCAGGUGUUCCAGUGGUCAGUGUACACAGCACCAAGAAUCUUACAAAAUUUUACAUAUUGGAAAGUAAUUCCAUGUUAAAAGAAGCCAUCCAGAAGAAAAAGAUCACCAAGACAGAAAUUAAAAUGCUCCACAUUGAGGACUAUGAACUUCGUUUACAGUUGUCCUUCCCCAAGGAUUUUACGGAUCGAAACCAGUAUGCUCUCUUAUUAUUAAUUGAUGAAGCACCAGGAAGCCAGUUGGUAACAGAUAAGUUUCACAUUGACUGGGAUUCGGUACUUGUAGACUCUGACAAUGUCAUUGUGGCCCGAUUUGACGGCAGAGGUAGUGGGUUUCAGGGGCUGAAGAUUUUGCAGGAGGUUCACCGCAACCUGGGCUCUGUAGAAGUAAAGGACCAAAUAACAGCUGUGAAGUUUUUACUGAAGCAGCCAUACAUUGACUCCAAAAGACUAAGUAUAUUUGGAAAGGGUUAUGGUGGAUAUAUUGCAUCAAUGAUCUUGAAAUCUGAUGAAAGAAUUUUUAAAUGUGGAUCUGUUGUUGCCCCAAUUACAGACAUGAAGUUGUAUGCUUCAGCUUUUGCUGAAAGAUAUCUGGGCUUGCCAUCUAAGGAAGAAAGUGCUUACCAAGCAUCCAGCGUAUUACACAAUAUUCACAGCUUAAAAGAAGAAAAUUUAUUAAUAAUUCAUGGGACAGCUGAUACAAAAGUCCAUUUCCAGCAUUCUGCAGAAUUAAUCAAGCAUUUAAUAAAAGCUGGCGUGAAUUAUACUAUGCAGGUCUAUCCAGAUGAAGGCCAUAAUAUUGCAUCCGAGAAAAGCAAAUAUCACCUUUACAGCACAAUUCUCAGAUUCUUCAGUGAUUGUUUAAAGGAAGAAGUGUCAGUGUUACCACAGGAACCUGAAGAAGAUGAAUAGAAAGAACCUUAUUUAUACAGAACUGAAGGAGAUUUUGAGGUUCAAUGAAACUGAAACAUGACUGUAAUAUUGCAGAUUCUGCAGAGGUUCAAGGGCAGCUAAAGGAGAGGACACUGGAACAGCACACUCAAGAGACAAUGAGCUAAUAAACUGGAAUUUGAAUACAAAAAUCCAAACAUAUUGUGUUGUCAAAGGGAUAAAAUUUUUUCCCCUUUGUUAAAGGUCAAGUGUGGGUUACUGUUUCCUGGAAGAAAUUAGUUUUGCAUAAAAGUAGGGGUAGUGCAUGUUUUCUUCUGUUACCUCUCUAUUUGUUCUGUAAGUAGGAACUCUCAUUUUAAUUUUGAUAGCCACUUUCAUCUUUGCAUCUAAUGCACAACCUAUCCUAAAUAUGACAGUCCUUGAUCUCCCAAGGGUGAGCUGCAAGCUAACACUACUGUAAUGUUACAAUAAGUGCAAUUCCUUUACUGUCUACUAUUACGCAUAAGAAAAAAUAUUCAGUUAAUAAAGGACACAGUAUUUUACGUAGUUUCUGUUUAAAAGAAAGAUAUAUUGGGUGGGCCAAAUCACUUUAGACAGAACACGCUCAAUUUGAAUAUUUUCCAAAUUUCAGUCAUUUCCCAGCAGAUGACAUAUUUCUACCCAAUGCACAAACGUAUGGAUACAUAUGGAUACACGUGUGUGCAAAUGAAGAGCUACUCAUUUUUCACUGUAAAAUAAUUAAAAAGAUCAGCUUUUUAUUGAAUUACAACAGUAACUCUUUUGCAAACUAGAAUGGAUGCGUUGCUUAACAGGCCAAAUAUGAUAAUAUAUGUAUGCAUAUACAUAUCUAUAUUCCCCUAAUUCAAAUUCUAGCUAUUGUUUCCAUACAGAAUGUUUGAGUUGUGUUUGGUAUUUGGUUUCAGUGGUUAAUAGUUUUCUAGUUGUGCUUUAAUUUUUGAAUAUAUCUUGUCACAUGUAAAUUAGAUACAUAAAUAUUAAAUUAUAGUUUCAGAUAAAGGAAUUUUGUUAACAAUGUCAUGCUACUGAGUACUAUUUUGCUAUCCUAGACAAGGAAGUUUUGAACAUUUGGUUCUUAGACUCCAUCAAAUCACUAUAGAAUCAGUUGAUUUUCAUUGUGGAAAACACAUUGCUUGAACAAUCUAUUUGCCAGUUCUUAUUUAGUAUUCCAUGCCUCCCCAUUAAGCUGGUUACUAUUUAAUUUAAUCUUCCUGGUAAGACUGAGACAUGAGAUAUUUUUCAUUCAUAGACCAAGCAGUCCAUAACAGGUGACACUGCUUUUUAAUUUGAGUUGAAGGCACAAAAUGGCAUCAGUUCAUUUGGUGAUGAUGCCUUACAAUAGAAAAUAAUUGACAGUAAAAAAUAAUCAUGACUAUAUGAAGUCAACUUAAGUCCUGGAAUUAUUCAUUCUGGUGACUUAAGUCCAAUAUAAUAUAUGUUCCACUCAAAUUUCUGUAACUUCCAGAUGAUGACUAUAAGAGUAUUGAAACUGCUUGAAGAAUUCAGACACUAGAAGUCAGUACAAUGUGUUUCUUAGUAAACUUAGUAAAGGCUGUAUCUGAGUGAAUAACAUCUAGAAAGGAGAGUGAAAAGCCCAAUCAAUUGCCUAUAUGUUAUUUUUUUCAAGAUGAUAUUGGGUACUUGGAAAUAUCUAGUUUGUGGAGAAAACUAUGUUGAUGAUCAGUUGAAUUGUUCACUUUUCAUCUGAAUACUUUACUAUUGUAGACACUGCCCCGGUGCAUUCACUUCUGCAUUACAGAGUUAUAUGAAACCUCUGUCUCCAAAUGCCCAUUUCAAGUUUCCUUCAAGAAACUAAAGAAAUGGGUGAUUUUUUUUUACAAAGUAAGUUGUACUGUUUAAAGAAGAACGUUUUGCAUAUUUUAUUAAGAUGGACAGUUCUUUUUUAGGCUGAACUGAGAUUCACCUGAAGCUUUUUAAUCAAUAUUUUAAUCUUCGACCACCAGAGUUUUUUAUGAUGAAAAUAAUUAAGCUGUCUGAAAGAUGUCGUUUUAUUGGAAGUCUAUUUGAGUAACAUUUAAAAGUAUUUACCUUUUACUGUUUAGCAUUUCUCUUGUUUUAUUAUUAUCAAUGUUUAUCUAUUUUUCAAUUAAUUUAAUACAGUUUCUAAUGUGCAAUGACAUCUUGUCUGGAAACCACUUUGACCUCAAACAUUCAAUACACCUGAAAGAAUGACAACCAAGAAAUAAUAAGAUGCUAUGCAUAUGAUUCUUCUUGGCCAUUGAUGAGCAGGACAAUAUAGACAUAGAAAAGACUCACCAACACAUAGUCAUCAAUUACUAAAUUAAAUUUUAUAUUUGGAUUUUUCCUUUUAUUCAAUUAUUCUAUAACAUCAUCUGCCUUCUUAUAUUUAUUGAUAGAUUUGAGCAGUAAGUUGGCCUGGCACUUUUAAAAUCAUAGAAUAUUAAUUAAUCCUGACAAUAAAGUAAGAUUUUCCCUUAAGGAAAAAAAGAAAACAAUAGUUUUGGGAGAAAAAAAAGAGUUCUUUAUGAAUAUUUAACAUUUUGUCUUAGAAAGAAAAAUAGUUAACUAGGACAAUUGUUCUGGAAAGAUGAUAUCUGCACAUGAAUUUUCCCCUUCAGUUGAUAAUAUCUUUCUUCAUUAUAGAAAAAAAUUGGGAAUGUUAUAAAGCCAACAUAGAAAAGCUAAUUUGAAUUAUUAAAAUAAUAAAGAAAGCAAUCUUCUUGCAAAACCAUGUGGCCAGGCCAGUGUUCAUAUCCACCUCUCAUAUUUAAUUCUAGGGUGAAUUACAUAGAAAUAGUUCUAUAGAACUCCUUGAGGGCUGGCCACAAAAAUACAAUUUGUCCAAAGCCAUUCAAAGAUUCAACUUUGAGUGAAACUUUACACUUGACUUAAAUUCUCACAUAUAAAAAGCACAGAUUCAUUUUUGAGUUCUGAUGAUUGUAAAGAUUCUUUUGUUCUCGUGAAAUUUUCUAGGCAUGGGCAUCUCAUGCAGGUUAAAAGGAAAAGAUUAAGAGCUUUGUGGUUUCAACUGUAAUUUUGUCAACAAAAUUUUUUCAAUUGCUAGGUAAGGUCCUAGUAAGGGCAAAUUUAAUUUAAACUCACCCUGUCUGAAAAGUGGUUCUGCAAACUCAUCUAUCAUAUUCCAGAUUCUUUAAGGAAAAUGUUGACAAUAAAUCCCAUAAAAAGCAACAACAACAACAAAAACAGCAACUUUGGAUCAACCCCAAACUAUAUUCCACAGCUUUUACCAAAACCACACUUAUUUACUAAUCCCCUUGAAGAGCAGAACCAGAAAAAUAUCUUGUCUUUUAACACCAUGGAGAGACAAGUGUUGAUCCUGACUCUAGAAGUCUGAAAUCAGUUUCCUUUAAGUAUGUAUAUAUGACAGGUUUUUUCCAUUUAAUCUUCUAUGAUCAAAUUUUAAAAGCUAAUUUUUCAAAAUGACCAUGAGACAAGAAAUUCUAAUGGUAAAACCUCAAUGUCUUGGAGCUAAGUAAUUGUGAACUACUGAUUGUAAAUUCCAUUUAAGUGAAGAAAAUCAAGUUAAUCCAGAUACAACACUGCUUCUUGCCUCCACUAAAAGGCUGGAAAUAAAGGUAGGAGCAAAGGAAGUGGCUCUCUUCUAUUAACAAGAAACGACUUUGCUUUGUAAAUAAUAAAUAUAUCCUAGCGAGAUACUGGAGCCAUAGACAAUUUAAAUUCCUUAUCUAAGAUCAUGGGACUCAUAAUUUUAGAGGUAGGAUAUGAACCUGUGUCUUUUUUACUCCAAAUUGAGUACUCUGCCCAUUCUACCACUCCGCAAUAUAAUUACAAUAAUUGGUAUUAUUAUUUAAAUAGUUUAUUUAAUUAUUUAAAUAGUAAGACCUCACAGCAACCCUGUGAUAACCAUGAGUAUUACAUUGGCCAGUAUUCCAGUGAGGACACUGAAGUUCAGAGAGGGAAGGAAACUAUCAAGGAAACACAGUUAUGUCCUGAGUAGUGCAAAUGAUUAAGUCUCAUGAAGUUAUCGUAUUAUUCAAAUUCCCACUGAAUAAUUUUCUUGGGCUGGAAUCAAUUAGCAUAUUUUAUAUAAUUAUUUUAGUGCAAAUUUGAAUAUAUGUGAUACCACUUUAUAAGAUUCCUUAUUCACACUAAUUAGGCCCUAAAUGCAAGUAACAAAAGUCGGUGGUAGAGGACAAAUCUUCUAACUCUAAGUUCAGAACUCUUUGUUAGAUGAAACCUCCCUUAAUCACCAAAGGAUGUCAGGCAUGGAAAGAAGUAUGCCUGAAAGUAUGGAUGUAGAAAAAGGAGUAAGAGAUCUAAUAUCCAGUGUGAGAAACUCCAUUCAAUAACUAAUCAUACAUUAAACACCUACAGAAAAUAAA